ACGUCACCACUUCCACAACAACAAGAAGCUGAAAAACAAGGAAGUGAAUGAUUGUGAAGCCCAAACCUGUUACAAGGCCGUGAAAAGACGCGCAGAGGUCCGAUUAAUCCGAUAUUCCUCACUCUCCGGAUCAGCCGAGAACAAUGAACAACAAAGGUUCCUAUCCACAGCAGGCCGUGUACCCUCAGCAGAGCAGUGCACCUGUAUACCCUCCUGCUAUGCAAAUGUCUCCUCAGGCACCUCCUUACACGGAUACACCACCUGCAUAUUCUGAGAUAUACCAGCCCAGAUAUGUGCUUCCACCUCAGGUGCCUGGUCAGCUGCCUCAGAUGUCCUCUCCCUACCCUGGUGCUCAGGUGUACAUGCCCAUGCAGCCACACAUGUCUGUCGGGCCAGUGGGCCAGAAUGUCCCCAUGGCGUACUAUCCCAUGGGAGCCGUGUACCCCCCUGGUUCAGCAGUGAUGGUGGAAGGCGGCUUUGAUGCUGGUGCUCGCUUCACAGCAGGCAGCAGUGUUUCCCUCCCACCCCCACCUCCUGGACAUCCCCCCAAUGCAGCUCAGUUGGCUGCCAUGCAGGGUGCCAAUGUUGUAAUGACACAGCGCAAGAAUAACUUCUUCCUGGGUGGAUCCAGUGGAGGUUAUACCAUCUGGUAACAGCAAGUCCUCAACUCCUCCUUCAUGUCUAAACCGCGUCCCUGUCCCAAAUGAUGCCCCAGUUCUUCCCCCAUCCCAUAUGCUUCCCUUUUCAGGCUGCUUGGCCAUGCCACAAUACUGAUAUCACCUAACGGAAUGUAAUAUUUUAGAGCCCUCGUGAAAGGUACAGUACUCCACUUCUGACCUAGAGAACAAAUGACGACAGUGAACGCCUGGGGAGCACAAAUUUUUAAUGUCGUAGAAUUCAUUCCAUAGUUCUUCAUUGGUUCUACCCUCUUUGGUCAUUCCAGAUUGGACCUCUUUCAGGCAUCUGUAUUUGUUUGAGAGUCCUGGUCUCCUCUGAUCAAAUCGAUCACAAAUUACACUGAGAUGUUCUUGUAUACCUGUAAAGCUAUGUAAAUGAAAUGUUGAAAUAUCAGACCCGCAUUAUAUAGUUUAGCCGCUUUAUGGUGAAAGUGAAAUGCAGUUACAAAGUUGCAGUGAAAGCAAUUAAAAAAAAAUAAAUCUCCACUUGUCUUUUUUGAAAACUUUUAGUGUAGUUCAAUUAAUAGAUGUGUGGUAGUUCUAUGUAAAUACCAGUAUGAUGAUCAUGAGAAAUUACACCUCGACUAUACAAAAAAAAAAAAAAGAAUAAGCAUCUUGAAUGCUUUUAGCUAGAACUGUCUUGUCCUUU
This is a messenger RNA of Scatophagus argus, 1326 nucleotides long. It is a transcript of the gene dazap2, whose product is annotated as DAZ associated protein 2. The transcript has 4 exons. Bases 144 to 653 code for a protein of 169 amino acids. NCBI's taxonomy places the organism in Eukaryota, Metazoa, Chordata, Actinopteri, Scatophagidae. The record is from RefSeq and is a predicted model, not a curated record.